Molecule: messenger RNA, 4645 nt
Organism: Zootoca vivipara (common lizard)
Lineage: Eukaryota; Metazoa; Chordata; Lepidosauria; Squamata; Lacertidae
Gene: TBC1D13
Product: TBC1 domain family member 13
Biological process (GO): intracellular protein transport; activation of GTPase activity
Molecular function (GO): GTPase activator activity
Source: RefSeq, a predicted model, not a curated record
AUGGAGCUGGCUGGUGCUGGGCUGCUCGCUAGUGGCUCCGCUUGUCCUGCGAGUGGGAGAAGGGAACAGAAGAGGAGGCGGCGGCGGCGGCGGAGGCUCCUGCUCGGCCUUCACCAUGUCGAGUCUCCACAAGAGCAGGAUUGCAGAAUUUCAAGACAUCCUUAGUGAGGCCAACAUCACGCUAGAGAAGCUCCGUGAACUUUGCUUCAGCGGGAUUCCCUUUGAAGGUGGCUUGCGCUGUCUGUGCUGGAAGAUCCUCUUGAACUACCUUCCUGUGGAGAGAAACUUAUGGAGCUCUGUUUUGCAGAAGCAGAGAGAAUUGUAUACCCAGUUUUUGAAGGAAAUGAUUAUACAGCCUGGAAUAGCCAAAGCCAACCUCGGAGUCUCUAGAGAAGAUGUGACCAUGGAGGAUCAUCCACUGAAUCCGAACCCUGAUAGCAGGUGGAACACUUACUUCAAGGACAACGAAGUGCUGCUGCAGAUAGACAAGGAUGUCAGGAGGCUGUAUCCUGACAUGGCAUUCUUCCAGAGCAUGACCGAAUACCCCUGCCUGUUGAUCCUGGACCCACUGAAUGAGUUUGAGACCCUCCGGAAGCGAGUGGAGCAGACAACACUCAAGUCACAGACAGUGGCACGGAACCGGAGUGGCGUCACAAACGUAUGUUCUCCUCUGAAAACGCUGGCCUCUAACUCGCUGAACGAGUAUGAGGUUCUGCCCAAUGGCUGUGAGGCUCACUGGGAGGUCGUAGAACGAAUCCUCUUCAUCUAUGCUAAACUGAAUCCGGGGAUAGCCUACGUCCAAGGGAUGAAUGAAAUCGUAGGACCUCUUUACUACACGUUUGCUACAGACCCCAACAGCGAAUGGAAAAAACACGCAGAAGCGGAUACCUUCUUUUGUUUCACUAACCUCAUGUCUGAGAUCAGGGAUAACUUCAUCAAGAGUCUGGAUGACUCUCAGUGUGGCAUCACCUACAAAAUGGAGAAGGUGUACUCCACCUUGAAAGAGAAAGAUGUGGAGCUCUACAUGAAACUGCAAGAGCAGAACAUCAAGCCCCAGUUUUUCACCUUCCGCUGGCUAACGCUGCUGCUGUCCCAGGAGUUUCUGUUGCCAGAUGUCAUCCGCAUCUGGGAUUCUCUCUUUGCUGAUGACAGCCGCUUUGACUUCCUGCUGCUAGUCUGCUGCGCUAUGUUGAUGCUCAUUCGGGACCAAUUACUAGAAGGAGAUUUUACUCUGAAUAUGCGACUUUUGCAGGAUUACCCCAUCUCUGAUGUUCACCUGAUCUUGAAGAAGGCAAAAGAUCUUCAAGACUCCAAAUAGCCCUGGAUCGUAGAGAGUCUCUGCAGGUACCUGGAGGUGGAGUCUGCCGCUGAAAGCUCCUGCUUCUGCCUCUUAUCAGGGGCCUGACUCUUGUCUCCUGGCUCUCUGCCACAGGGGAGGAUUCUCCUGAUCUAUUAAUUCCCAAGAGACUGACUUUCAGUUUUGCUGGGCCCUGCACUCUUAACAUUUCUUGAAUCUCACCUGCUGAAAUGAUUCCACAUCAAGUGACCUAUUCCCUUUAAAAUUUUGUAUUUCUCUCUUAAGUGACUCCAGACAGGGAGAUGGAAGCACCUGUUUCCCUGUCAUUAUGGAAUGAAGAAUAUUGAGGGGCAUUCCUCCUGCAGGGCACUUAAUGCGCACACACACAAAAAAACCCUUUUUGGGAUACAGACAGGACAGGCACCAGUGGAAUUUGGCCGUAUGAGGAGAGAGAGCUAGCAUAUUUCAAACCUUGGCUACUUUCUUCUGUGGGGAGUUGCUGGACUCUGCUUCUACUUGUUAAACCCUAUUCUGUUCAGUUCCUUCCCACAACAGCUAAAUGCCAGAUGGAUCUCUGACUUUCUUCCUUCAAGGAAAUGGGUAUAUAGCACGGAACUUCCCCAAGCAAAGCUCUCUCCAAAAGUCACCUCUUAUCUGAUCCCCUCCCAUUUUGAUCUUGGCUGUACUUGGAAGCUAGCUCUAAGCAGUGAAAACAAAGAGCUUUCUUGAAUGAAGUUGGAUUGGCCUUAUCACCCACUGCCUUAGAGAGGGCGCCCUAUUCUUUUCCCUCCUCUUAUUCCCACUGCUGAGAGAUUGCAGGCCAUAAGGUGCCCACUGCAGCAUUGCUACAUAGCUCAGUACCCUAGCAGCUAUUUUGCUGUACAGAAGAUUUUGAGACACAAAAGGCCAGUGAGAGAGAGAGAAAGAGACCAAGCUUCCAUGUGUGCUGAACCGAAGUCGCUCCUCAACUGUGGGUUUCUGGUGUAAUCAUUCUAUGGUGUGUGGGUAAAGAUUGUCAGUCCUUCUGUAAGUUGGUGGCUUCUAAUGAGCUCAUGUCUUCCAUGUUUUACUGGAAAAAUUAAAAGAUUAUGGCAAGGCUUGUGUGUGCUUGUGGUGCUGGGAUGUAGUUCGUCCACAAGGUUGUCAUCCUGAGCAUAUCUGGGAAAGAGUGACAGCAAGAAGGAAGGUUGGGUCCAGCAAGUGUGGGGAACCUUUGGCCCUCCAGAUGAUGCUGAACUACCACUCCCAUCAGUCCCAGCAAGCAUGGCCAAUGGACAGGUAUGAUGAGAGUUGUAGUUCAGGAACAUCUGGAGGGCAUCACACGUUCUCCACACCAGGUGUAAAGCCUAAUGCUGUAAUGGCACAGCACCCACAGCCACUUGAUGUCAUUUCAGAAGAGUGUAGCAAAAUUAAACUUUUUGAAAUAGGACUGGUAGCUUAUUUUACCUAUGUAAGGAAGGAAGCCUGGCAGAACUGGUUUUUCCAAAUGAGGUGGCAAUAGUUUUUAUCUCUCUCCUUAUCUAACAGCCUCAGUCUUGACGCUUCCGAUUCUAUAUUUUUAUCUUGUGUUUUCAUCUUCUGGGGCAAACCAUAGCACUAAAGGAUGGUUUUGAUGCUGCUCUGCAUCAUAACUGGUUUGGAAUAGUUCAAAGUUCUGUUUCUGAAGCUUAUCAAAAGCUUGGCACAUGAGCAGUGCCUCAAGUCUCAGAAGGAAGACAAGAUGAACCUUGGGGAGCAGCUGGAAGUGUAAGGUUAAAUGGUAUUCUGGUACCCUUAUCCUGCUGUCCUCUCAGUUUACAAACUCUUGGAGUGCUUCAGGAAUCCUGCUUGACUAGAGACAACACUAGGAUAGAACACAUGUUUCUCUGUAGGCAAAGGAAAAGAUGGUUCUUUCAUUCUGCCUUCAAAUCUUUGCAUUAGAAGAAAAGGGACAAUUUUGCCUUUGAGUCUGUUAAGGGAAGCUACUGCUUCCUCUCAGUAGUGCUGCUGUUCUGAUUAUAAUUCAGAGUUACUUCCCAUUGGCAGGGUGAAGAGCUGCUGGUUUUCUAAAUUUGUGACACUCUAAUAAUUAUAAUAUGCCACAUCCACACCAUACAUUGGAAAGCAUGUUUAAAACGAACUGCUGCCCGCCUCAAAGAAUCCUGGAGACUGUUGGGUGCUGGGAAUGGUAGCUCUGGGAAGGGGAUAAACUACAGUUCCCAGGAUUCUUUGUGGGGUCAUGUGCUUUAAAUGUAUGGUGAGGAUGUGGCCAUAGAUGUCAGAGUUCAUGCCUUUUGGAAGUUUUUUCUUCGGGGGGGGGGAGGUUGCAGAAUUUCUUGGUGCUUUUUUGUCUUUUUAGCAAACCAGAACCUGCAUGGUAACAGGUCUAUACAAGACCCCUUUAGAGACAUCUAAAUCUUAGCCUCUUUCUCUGCAUAUAAGCAGAUGUCUCUUACAGUGGUGUUUACACAAGACUAGAUUGGGUGCCCUGGAUAAACUGAAGAGAUUUCUGGAUAAAAUGAUGUUCUGAUCUCAUUGAGAGGAAUGUGUUUUAUGGGAACCAUGGUGUGGGUUAAAUAAAGCUUGUUGGUUAUGGGGAACAAGGAGGUAGGUGAGCACUAUCUCUCCAAAGAAUGGAAUUCUCAAGGAAACAUUAGCCCCAACUCACCACCAAAUGUGUAUAAUGGCAAGGGAAGGAGUGAACACAGGAGGCUUCCAUUGUAAACUUGGUCAGGUCUUCAGGGAUGGGGAACUGAACCUCCCAGAGGUUGUUGGACUCCCAACUUCCAUGAGCCAUGGCCAGCAUGUGACCCUACAAUCAGAGGUGAUGGGAGUUGUAGUCCAGGGAUAUCUGGAAGGCCACAUUCCCCUUCCCUGAACUGGAUCCUAGCCUACAGUCCAUUGAGAGGGGUACAAAUAAUGACAGUAUUAUUAUCGUUGCUGUGUACCAGAAUGAUGUGUCAAGUAGACCACCACGCCAAUGUGGACUGUAGGUAGAAAAUGCCAUUUCUGAAUGCUUCUUCAUGUGAAGGAAAAACUAGUGCAUUGGUUGGAGAGGGAGAGAUAUUCUGGAGUUGUCUUUUCCCUGUUCUGCUAACUUUCUGCUUGCAGAAAUUAGUCACGUAGGGCAUUUGCAAAAAUAAAUACAUGCCACUGGCAUAUUUCCAACCACCUUGGAACUCUUCUUGUGUGGAUUUCGUCUCCGUGAAGAGACCUAAGUGAUAGCCUGUUAUGAGUAGCAUGCUUAAUUUCUUGGUCUGGGCUUGCAUAUUUGACAGUUAGCAAAUUCUGGAUGUUGCACAAACUCUUUAAGUAGAUAUUCCAAAUCUUUAUGCAAGUUCUGAGAUCAGUUCUUUAAUGUUCUUUUUU